GGCUGGGAGGCGUUAAGUAAUAGGGCGUAAGGAUUUCGCGUCCAUUCAUUUGCAGAGAGAGCCCCCAUUUAAAUGUAGAAGUGGGUGAAGGGGAACUACAACACUUUAGUCUAUCAACAUUAAAACAUUUACGUUUUUCAAGGUAAAGGCACCAUCAUCUACAAAAGGGGGAUAAUCAGGAAAUGUCAAAAUUAUUCCGAGCCGUUAUCAUGGGUCCGCCAGGUUCGGGGAAGGGGACGAUCUCGGAAAGAAUUGCGCAGAGCUUCGGCCUACAGCAUCUGUCCAGCGGCGACUUUCUCCGAGAAAACAUUGCUGCAAACACUGAAGCUGGAGUCUUGGCUAAAACGUACAUAGAGAAACGUCUGCUGGUGCCAGACCACGUUAUGACCCGCCUGCUGCUUCCCCGGCUGGAGGAGAUGACCCGUCACAGCUGGAUUUUGGAUGGUUUCCCACGGACUCUAGCCCAGGCUGAAGCCCUGAGCCGUGCCUGUGAGCUGGAUGUGGUCAUUAGCCUCAACAUCCCCCUGGAGACGCUGAAGGAAAGGCUUAGGCACCGCUGGAUCCAUCCGGCCAGCGGGAGGGUUUACAACUUGUGCUUCAACCCUCCUCGCGUGCAGGGUGUGGAUGAUAUUAGUGGGGAACCACUGAUUCAACAUGAAGAUGACAGACCAGAGGCUCUCGUUGCCAGGCUGAGGCACUACAAAGAUGUGGCUAAGCCAGUCAUAGAUUUAUAUAAGGCCAAGAACAUCUUGCACACAUUCUCAGACACAGACACGGAUCGGAUCUGGCCCCAUAUCAGCUCACUUCUCAAUACCAAGAUCCGCACAGACCAGUCGAGUGCACAGAGGGCUUCAACCAACUGAAGCAAGAGUUCACUGUCUAAGUGGCAGCACAGCAUGGUUCACUUCACAUUUCUUACGCCUUCACUACUCAGCAACAGUUCUCUAGGCAUUCCUCAUUUAUAAUGUGAAUGCAGUGCAGCAAGAAAGAACCAGCUGACACAUGGAUAUGCUCUUAAUGUGUGAUUUCAGAUGCAGAAAAGAACAUACUAAAGAAAUGCUGGUUACUUUUUUUGUCACUCAUUAGCUCAUAUUUAAAGUAGCUUUUGUUUUGCUAAUCAUGGAUUAAUCAUGGCCAAUUAACCCAGACCUUAUUACUGAUUCAAGUUUUUACUUUUCCAACCAUAAAUGGUAAAAAAACAAAAUAGAUGUUCUCCAUAUUUGCAUUAAGGACAGAAUUCCAUAUGACAUAUUUACUCCUGCAAUAUAUUAGUAAUUGCACAUGAAUCACAUGAGGAUAAUGAAAAUGUCUUCUAGAAAAAAAUGCUGCUACAUGACGCAUC
Molecule: messenger RNA, 1342 nt
Organism: Electrophorus electricus (electric eel)
Lineage: Eukaryota; Metazoa; Chordata; Actinopteri; Gymnotiformes; Gymnotidae
Gene: ak4
Product: adenylate kinase 4
Biological process (GO): nucleobase-containing compound metabolic process
Cellular component (GO): mitochondrion
Molecular function (GO): AMP kinase activity; ATP binding
Source: RefSeq, a predicted model, not a curated record